CUGGCAUUCUGCGCGGAGGAAACGCGAAAAAAGACCGAAACAUGCGUAUCAACAACGCCUGUUGUGCACUGGUUUCUUGAGUUCUCGCUCCUUUUUUGUGCUGCUCGUUAUCGGAGACAGAACACUGGAGAAACCUUUAUUUUCUUGUCUCUCUGCUCUCAGCGCGUCACACGUACGAGGAAGUUUCACCGCAUGCGUGAAUGGUGUCGUUCACCUCGACUUAUGUUCUUCAUCUUUCUCCUCGUCUUUGGCUGUACGUCGGGUCUCUGUUGUUCGCGGGAGAUUCUCCUCGUUUGCACCUGUCAACCUGCCUAGUUGCUUCUCUUCUUCCUCCCCUUUGUUCUACUGGUUACGCCUUUACAUUCUCUCUUCUCUUUCUUUUAUCAUCUCCCUGUUCUCCUCCUCCGUUUUGUCGCUCUUCUUGUUCUCGUUCUCCUUCCCUUUCCGUUUCCCUCUAUAGUUCGCGUUCUUCUUCCUCCCGUUCCUUCUGUUGUCCCUUCAUUCUCCUUUGACUCAUGCUUCGCCUUCUCUCAGUCCUUCCCGAAAGUCUUUUUUUCUGCCCGUUCGUUUUCUCCUUCCUUCCUCCGCCUUUCCACUUUUCUCUCUCUUAGGCUUGCUUCAUCUCCUUCGCCGCUGCCUUUCGCCAUUACCCUUCUUCUUCUUCUUCUUCUUCUUCUUCUUCUUCUUCUUCUUCUUCUUCUUCUUCUUCUUCUUCUUCUUCUUCUUCUUCUUCUUCUUCUUCUUUCUUCUUCCUCUCUUUCUUCGUCUCCCUCUGCUUCUCCAGCUCUUUCUCUUUUCGUGUCUCUGUCUCUCUUGUCUUCCUCUUCUCCCUCUUCCCCCCUCUCUCUUCUUUCCUUUUCCUGUCUCCUUUUCUUCUCCCUUUCUCUUUCGAGAUGUCUGCGAUUUGCAGGCCGCGGCUGGCGCUGGCGGCUGCGAAGGCGGCGGCGGCGCGUCUGCGGCCGGGGCCUUCGGAGUCGCGAGCGGCGGCGUUUGCGGAGAAUUGGCAGGCGAGUGGAAAGCCGCAGUGGGCGCGAGUCUGCGAGGAGCGACAUUUCCCGAUGCUUCAGAAGCUGCAGCCUUGCUUUCCUCUGUACCGAGAUGUCUUGGCGGCCAUGGAGCAGGCAGACUUCAAGCCUGCAGGGCUCGUGGUGAAUUCGGAGGCGCAGGCGAAACUCGGAGAGUUUUUUCUGUGUUGCGCAUGCGCACUGCGUCCCCAGGAAGUCGAAUCGGCCGGAGCAGACAACGCCGCUCUGCUUCGCGUCGCCCAGAGGACUGCAGAGAAAGACUUCGAGCCCUGGCUGCAGGAAGUGCGGUCCUUUGUCUCAGACUUCGACGCGACGCUUGCAGACCAGGUCGAGGCUGCUGCCCUUCUCCGGGCACACGACGAGGGGCGUUUCUGGGAAGCGAGCUUCGCGGCUGCGGCACCCGACCUCUUCGAUGCGUUGGUCGCCGCUGCAGAGAAAGCUGACGCCGAGACUGUGAAUCGCAGUGAUGAAUCGAGCUCAUCCCCAUCCUUGUCUUCUGUCUCUUCGCCUCCCCUUUCUUCGUCUGCCUCCUCUCCUCCCUCUUGUCCUCCGUCCUCUUGUGGUACCUCGUCGUCUGUCUCUUUUUCGGAGUCUUCUCCUCCCUCUGGGUCUUCUCCCUCUGUUUCUGUCGCUUCUUCUCCCUCGUCUUCUGAGCCUGCUUCCUCAUCGCUGAGAGGCGAAGAGACUGAAAGCAGCAGCGAGCCGACAGAGUUGGAGAAAGCUAUUGUUUCCGAGAACGAAGACUUGGCUGUGCAAAUUUACGAGAGGUGGCUGGUUGCUGUCUCGCAGCCUAUCAAGCGAGAGCUCCGCGAUGCUCUCUCUCACUUCGGCUUGCUGGUGGUGAAAGAAGAACUUGAAGAGGCGGCGAGAUCUCGAGGAAAAGAAUAAAGCCAAGCGCAUGCGUGUACAGAGCAACGUUUCUCAGACGCGUUCGUUCCCGGUCUCUUCUGCGUCCGCCGAAAUUCGCAGGUUCCUCAAACCCUGUCGCAGGCUCCACUUUUCCUUUUCGUCACUGAAUCGCAACGCUUUUUCUUCCCGCCUCCUUGCAGGCUUUCGCAGGAGAAAACCAAGGAAGUCUUGCUGGCCUCUCUCGCAGAGUCAACCUGAAAGCCUUUUAAACCUUUUGAGGUCCAAGUCAUUUGUUCCUCCCGCCGACGGCACUUGUGGCAGCGUUGCCCCGUGGGCCACAGGGCUGUGUGAGGACUCUGAAGAAACACUUGCUUCAUGUGGACUCAGGGAGAGAACGGGAGAUCUCCUUUGCAUGUGCGCAGACCGAAAUCCUCACUGCCCCAACACACUACGGCAGAAGGCAGGAAAGCUUCCCCGCGACCGAGAUGGCGAAAGAACGGCCUUUGCCUUCUGUUCAAAACUGCCAGUUCUCUCAAAGGCCAAGGAACAGAAACAACCUACGCACAAAUCAAGAACACGCAUAUGCUAUCCGACCUUACAGAGAGAAAGACGGAACGAUGAGAGCCGCAAAUUAUUCAAACAUAUAUAUAUAUAUAUAUAUAUAUAUAUAUAUAUAUAUAUAUAACUACGCACAUAGGCGUCGGUCAGUCUUCACGAUACAGGCACGCACGUUUAUGUGUGAAUGUUGGCGUUUCUCCGUGUAUCGCUACUGUACCAGUCUCGGAGAGACGAAUUCUCUUCGUACAUGCAUGUGGAGAUUGGGAGAAACGUAGAAAUGUGGUUGCACAAUCCUUCUGCGCGGCGGGAGCCAGCCUCUCUCGGGAGGUCUCCUCUCGUUCUGGGUCUCAGGGACUUGAAUCCUGAGCGGAGACUGUGGAGCCGAACAGAGAAUGCGUGCGCUUCCUUCCUUGAAAUGCGGAGUGUGUCUCCUACCCAACUGUUCCACGUAGCUCUGGUAUAUUCCGUCACUCCAGCGCUACAGACACUCCACGCUUCAGAGGCUGUGCCUUUCAUAAAGCCCGCCGCUGUGUCGGUCAGUGAGGGUGACAUUCUACUUUGUUUCAGAAAGCACCUGCAGUUGCUUCUUCAGAAACGGAACGCAUCCUCAGAGGUAUGCAUAGGAAUUCCCAGUUCUUCGUACUCGACUUAGAACUCUAAGGGUGCCCUGACGUACUCUCACCU
Molecule: messenger RNA, 3116 nt
Organism: Toxoplasma gondii ME49
Lineage: Eukaryota; Apicomplexa; Conoidasida; Eucoccidiorida; Sarcocystidae
Exons: 6
Coding region: 894-1913 (339 amino acids)
Source: RefSeq, a predicted model, not a curated record